This is a messenger RNA of Suncus etruscus (white-toothed pygmy shrew), 2837 nucleotides long. It is a transcript of the gene DCAF11, whose product is annotated as DDB1 and CUL4 associated factor 11. The coding region runs from base 538 to 2178 and encodes 546 amino acids. Gene Ontology annotation, biological process: proteasome-mediated ubiquitin-dependent protein catabolic process. NCBI's taxonomy places the organism in Eukaryota, Metazoa, Chordata, Mammalia, Eulipotyphla, Soricidae. Gene Ontology annotation, cellular component: Cul4-RING E3 ubiquitin ligase complex. The transcript is spliced from 15 exons. The record is from RefSeq and is a predicted model, not a curated record. Gene Ontology annotation, molecular function: protein binding.
AGUAGGCGCGUGACGAAGGAGCGAACGGUUUGGCCGACGCUGCGGCGCAUUCGAUGUAAACAAGGCCCAGCGUCGCCACCGCCGCCGCCGCUCGAGCAAGUCGACUUGCUCCAGGCUGGUGGGUGGUCUCGCGCUCGGGCGGCCCCCCGAAGGCCUCCGGGAGAGGUUCUUCCCGGCUUCCCUUCCUCUCGGCCUCCUUCGGCGUACACACACCCCCGGCACACCACGUGGGCGUAAGGAGAGGAAGGAGGGGGUGUUAGGCAGAACUCGAGCCUCAUUGGUCGUUGCCGCUGCCGGCCUUCGCCAACGGAGCAUUCUGAUUGGUCGGCGGGGGGCGUCGGGGGUCUCCUCCGAGUCCCGGGCUUUCUGAUUGGUCGGGGAGAGCUAACGAAGUGCUUUCUUCCGCGAGGGCUUCUGAUUGGUCGUCCCGAGAAGGUUACCUGGGAAAUCCACCCCAGCGCCCUGAGACUUUGAUAGAUCCGAAGCGGUGACAAAGCCCAGUCCCUGCACAGGACCUCAGGAUGCUGUGAGCGGAAGAUGGGAUCGAGGAACAGCAGCAGCGCAGGAUCUGGGUCUGGAGACUCCUCCGACGGCUUGUCCCAUAGAGGGGCCGGCCUGCAUCGGAGUGAGGAAGAGGAGGAGGAGGACGAAGAUGUGAAUCUGGCCCAGGUACUGGCCUAUCUCCUCCGCAGAGGCCAAGUGAGAUUGGUGCAGGGAGGAGGUGCAGCAAAUUUACAACUCAUCCAAGCCCCCUCGGAGUCAGAGGAAGAGCAUGACAGUGCUUGGGAUGGCCGUCUCGGGGACCAGUACAACCCGCCAGUGGAUGCAACCCCUGAUAUCCGGGAGCUGGAACGCAACGAGAUCAAGACGCAAGUGGAACUGGCCACAGGCCAGCAGGGGCUUAGGCGGGCAUCCCGGGAGCAUAGCUUUCCUCAGAUGCUGCACCGGAGAGAACGGGGCCUCUGCCAUCAGGGAAGCUUCUCCCUCGGAGAACAGUCUCGAGUGAUGUCUCACUUCUUGCCCAAUGACCUAGGUUUCACAGAUACGUACUCUCAAAAGGCCUUCUGUGGCAUCUACAGCAAAGAUGGUCAGAUCUUCAUGUCUGCUUGCCAAGACCAGACAAUUCGAUUGUAUGACUGCCGGUAUGGACGCUUUCAUAAAUUCAAAAGCAUAAAGGCCCGAGAUGUAGGCUGGAGCAUCCUGGAUGUGGCCUUCACUCCAGAUGGAAACCAUUUUCUAUACUCCAGCUGGUCUGAUUACAUUCAUAUCUGCAACAUCUACGGGGAGGGAGACACACACACUGCCCUGGAUCUAAGGCCAGAUGAGCGUCGCUUUGCUGUCUUCUCCAUUGCUGUCUCCUCAGAUGGACGGGAAGUGCUAGGAGGGGCCAAUGAUGGUUGCUUGUACGUCUUUGAUCGUGAACAGAAUCGACGGACCCUUCAGAUUGAAUCCCACGAGGAUGAUGUUAAUGCAGUUGCCUUUGCUGAUAUAAGCUCCCAGAUCCUUUUCUCUGGGGGUGAUGAUGCCAUCUGCAAGGUGUGGGAUCGACGCACUAUGCGGGAGGAUGACCCCAAGCCUGUGGGAGCACUGGCUGGACAUCAAGAUGGCAUCACCUUCAUUGACAGCAAGGGUGAUGCCCGGUAUCUCAUCUCUAAUUCCAAAGACCAGACCAUCAAACUCUGGGAUAUCCGACACUUUUCCAGCAGGGAAGGCAUGGAAGCCUCACGCCAGGCUGCCACACAGCAAAACUGGGACUACCGCUGGCAGCAGGUGCCCAAAAAAGCCUGGCGGAAAUUGAAGCUCCCAGGGGACAGCUCCUUGAUGACCUACCGGGGCCAUGGGGUGCUGCACACACUUAUCCGCUGCCGAUUCUCCCCUGCCCACAGCACUGGCCAACAAUUCAUCUAUAGUGGCUGCUCCACUGGCAAGGUGGUUGUGUACAACUUGCUCAGCGGCCACAUUGUGAAGAAGCUGACCAACCACAAGGCCUGUGUACGUGAUGUCAGCUGGCAUCCCUUUGAGGAGAAGAUUGUCAGCAGCUCGUGGGACGGGAACCUGCGACUGUGGCAAUACCGCCAGGCUGAGUACUUCCGGGAUGACAUGCCAGAAUCUGAGGAACACCCUAGCACCCCUCCUUCAGUCUCACAUCCCUGCCCAGCCUUUUCCUCACCCCAAUAGAUGUGACCUCCAGCCCCAUACCUGGGGGAGCUUUUUGAUAAGUGCUCUGCUUCUUCCCUUUCUCCCUACUGGGAGACGUCUGAGGAGUCACAGGCACUGACUGGAUGAGAAGAAACCCAAGUUCUGGGGAACAGCCUGAGCCCUGGAAGAUCGUCUUUGUGGGACUCAUAUUCUCACAUGAAGUAGACUUAAGUCUGUAUCUCUGGCCAGGGUCUGGCAGGAUUGCUAUUAUCUGGGGUGUGGCCUGCACCAGCUGAACCGCUGUCCUGAGUGUUUUAAUCAUGUUUGGUUGUGAAGUAAUAGUGAUCCAAGCCAGCCACCCUCACCGCCUGGGCCUUCACAAUGGAGAUUCAACUGGCCCAUCAGAGAGCCAGAUACCUUGGUCUUCCAGUGGUCCUGAUGGCUAGAGCUCUAGCCUUUCUAGGGGAGGGUGGGGAUAGGUAAGGUGUGCCCCUCAGCACCCUUCUAAGGGUGGGAAUUAGUCUUUUCUCUCACGUUUGGGACUUCGGAGCAGAACAGUCUGGUGUGGAGGCUCUCUGUGACCCUACACAGGGCGGACCCAAACCACAAAGUGUUCUGUCCUGUGGAGGGUCACUGAAGUAGGACUUUGUCCUCUCACUGACUCUGUCUCCUUCAAUAAACUCGCUAUUGGAACCUUG